UGGAGCAUACGUAACCAGCGAGCCCUCACACUUCGGACUGAGAUUUGUACACGCCGCCUCCUCUCUGCUCUACAGCAGCCGCUUCUCCCCUGAAUGCAGGGCGGAUCUCUCCGGUUGCCAGGGGCUGGCGGGGGUCACACAUGGUCAUUCCAGGGGUCCCCAGCAGCUCUCGGGUGACCUCUGAGAUCUGUCUGGCCUAGCCCCUCCCAGUCGGCUCGGGUUCUGCGGCGCAUCCCAGCCGCCACCCCCCUCCAUGCUCCUAGCAUUGUGAGGCUGGGACUAGGAACCGCGUUGUGUUCCAUUACAGCAGCUGCGAUUCGGGGAGAGGAGGGCAGGCGGCAUUCCGCGCACAAUCAUGGCGCGGAGAAGAGGCUGUGCUGCGGGACUGGCGCGCUCUGCCCUCGCCUGGCUGCUGCUCUGCAGGGUGUACGGUACAUUUGCUGGUCCAGUACAUGUGGAUCCAUAUGAAACUGCAGUAUGGGGAAAGAACAUUACUUUAAAAUGCUUAAUUGAGGUCAAUGAAACAAUAACGCAGAUCUCAUGGGAGAAAGUCAUUGGCAAAAGUGUUCAGACCAUAGCUGUUCAGCAUCCAAUCUAUGGAAUAUCUUUUCAAGAAGCAUAUGAGAAUCGAACAUCUUUCAAAAAUACAUCUCUCCAUGAUGCCACAAUUGUUAUAAAUGAUGUAGACUUUCCUGAUGCUGGGGAAUACAUAUGUAAAGCAGUUACUUUUCCUCUUGGAAACGUGCAGUCAUUGACUACUGUGACAGUACUUGUUGAACCUACUGUGAGUAUAAGUAAAGGACCCUACCCACUAAUGGAUGGAGCAAAUGAAACCAUAGCAGCCACCUGCACAGCUGCCACAGGAAAACCUGCUGCUGAAAUAUAUUGGGAAGAGUCUCUUGGGAGAGCGGAGACUACUUCCACAACAUUUGCAAAUAAAACUGUGACAGUCAUAAGCCAAUACAAGCUAAUCCCAACGAGAUUUGCAAGGAGAAGAAACAUAACCUGCAUCGUAAAGCACCCUGCUUUGGAAAGUGAUAUCCGGUAUCCAUUUACAUUGGAUAUACAAUAUGCUCCUGAAGUUUCAGUCACUGGCUAUGAUGGCAAUUGGUUUGUGGGCAGAAAAAAUGUCCAAUUGAAGUGUAAUGCUGAUGCUAAUCCACCUCCUACUGAGAUAAAAUGGAGCAGGUUAGACGGAGUUUGGCCUGAUGGCUUAUUACCUGUCAAUAAUACACUACUUUUCAACUACCCUCUAACCCACAAUGUUUCUGGGAUAUACAUGUGCAGAGUGGCCAAUGCUCUUGGUUACAAAAGUGACCAAAAGAUCAUCACUAUUUUAGAUCCUCCUGUUACUACUGCUCUUCCUACAGUUGCAGACACCCAUUCAGACUUUGAUGCAGAGUUAACAACGUCCUCCAGAAAACUUUAUAUUCCAGCUUCAACCAUUGCAACUUUUCAGGAUGGCAAUUUUGGCACCAUUGUUGGCAGCGUAGUUGGAGGUUGUCUUUUCUUGAUUCUUUUAAUUGUGCUCAUUGGCGUGAUAUACCACAGAAAAAAACAGACGUUCCGUGGUGAUUAUUUUACCAAGAGCUACAUUCCUCCUUCGGAUAUGCAGAAAGAGUCCCAAAUUGAUGUUCUGCAGCCUGAAGAUCUUGAUCCUUUUCCUGACAACCUAAAAAAGGAGGUUGACAUUAAAAGUAAUGAUCAUAUUUAUAAUGAAUAUCUCCAUGAUGAUGACAACUCGGAUUGGAACCAUAUUGUUAGCUAUAACCGAUAUCAAGAGCACUUUGAUAGACCAGUCAACAAUUAUACCGACAAAAAUAUGCCGGUUGUUUCACGGUACAACCAGAACUUCGACAAUGAAGAUGACUUGGUUUCCCAUGUGGAUGGUUCUGUCAUAUCCAGAAGGGAGUGGUACGUGUAGAGACUCCUGCAAGUGGACUAAUGUGCAUUCAGCUACAUGAUUGUCAGAUUUACAGUUCUGAUUUUGACUUUUUAUGUUGCUAUUCUUUUUGUUGCCUAUUUUACCAUAUUUUAAAGCCAAUCAGUCAAAUAAUUUCUUGCAUCUACACAAAUUUGAACUAUGUAAAUAAAUGUAAAGUUUUGAAGAAUAGAUUUAGU
Molecule: messenger RNA, 2121 nt
Organism: Bufo bufo (common toad)
Lineage: Eukaryota; Metazoa; Chordata; Amphibia; Anura; Bufonidae
Gene: NECTIN3
Product: nectin cell adhesion molecule 3
Exons: 6
Coding region: 356-1924 (522 amino acids)
Biological process (GO): homophilic cell-cell adhesion; heterophilic cell-cell adhesion
Cellular component (GO): adherens junction; apical junction complex
Source: RefSeq, a predicted model, not a curated record